This is a messenger RNA of Strongylus vulgaris, 105 nucleotides long. NCBI's taxonomy places the organism in Eukaryota, Metazoa, Nematoda, Chromadorea, Rhabditida, Strongylidae. The record is from the annotation of a GenBank genome assembly.
AUGGACCGACGCGACUGGGUGCGUGUGAUCGAUCAUUCCAAAUAUCUUUGCCGUUCACGUCAAACUUUAUACUUUGAUGAAAACUUGCAUUAUAUAAAUAAAUAA